Molecule: messenger RNA, 471 nt
Organism: Vidua macroura (Pin-tailed whydah)
Lineage: Eukaryota; Metazoa; Chordata; Aves; Passeriformes; Viduidae
Product: histone H3-like centromeric protein A
Cellular component (GO): nucleosome
Molecular function (GO): structural constituent of chromatin; DNA binding; protein heterodimerization activity
Source: RefSeq, a predicted model, not a curated record
GCCCUGGAUACCUCAGUCCGCCCUGACUCCCCCUUCCCCGGCCUCCGGGUCCCCUCCAGCCCCGCCGGACGCCUGGACUCGCCCUGACCCUGCGGUCGACUCGGCUACACCAUGCCUCGCCCCAAACCCACACCCCGACGGCGCGGCGGUCCCCCGCCCCCCCCCCCAUCGCCCCGGCCGCGGGCACGCAGGCGCCACCCAGGUCAGCGGGCAUUGCAGGAGAUCUGCAGGUACCAGAGCAGCACCCGCCUGGUGCUGUGCCCCAGCCCCUUCGCCCGCCUGGUGCAGGAGCUCUGCCUGCUCUUCACCCGCGGGGUGGAUUACAGCUGGCAGCGCAUGGCCCUGCUGGCACUGCAGGAGGGAGGGGUCAGAGGGCCCAGGCGUGGUGGAGGGGGUUCACAGAGGGGCUGGAGGGGUCCUAUGGGUCCUCCAAUGGUAUCCAGGGGACUAAGGGGGUGGGGAGGGGGCUGA